CUCACGACAGUUUUUCUCGUUGAAUCAAACAUAAAAAUCAACCAUCAUGAUUAAGAUAAUCCUUCUGUUUGCCUGCCUCGCUGUUAUUACAUCCGCUCAAUACUAUGGAGGAUAUCACGGCCACCAUGAUGAUUAUCAUCAUUCCCACCCGAAAUACAAAUUCGAGUAUGGAGUGAAGGAUGGACACACCAAGGAUCACAAGAGUCAGUGGGAACAUCGCGAUGGAGAUCUGGUGAAAGGACAGUAUACUCUGGAUGAAGCCGACGGAACUCAUCGUGUUGUUGACUAUACUUCGGAUCAUAAGGCCGGAUUUCAGGCACAUGUUCAGCGAAAAGGACACGCCCAUCAUCCACACGGAGAGAGCUAUGUUAAAAUCGAUCAGCAUUAUUGA
Molecule: messenger RNA, 391 nt
Organism: Toxorhynchites rutilus septentrionalis
Lineage: Eukaryota; Metazoa; Arthropoda; Insecta; Diptera; Culicidae
Product: cuticle protein 19-like
Exons: 2
Coding region: 47-391 (114 amino acids)
Cellular component (GO): extracellular matrix
Source: RefSeq, a predicted model, not a curated record